AUGUUCUACAACAAUAUUUUAGAAACAUCGGAAAUACCGAGGGAAUGCCACAAAAGUAUAACUAUUCCUAUUUUCAAGAAAGGACAGAAGACGCACCCAGACAACUACAGGAGCAUAACGCUGUUGAACACGCUCACGAAUCUGUUUACCAGCAUUUUGAAGGAAAGACUUAAAACUCAAAUAACAAUAAGGCUUCAGAUGAAACAGAUCCACGACCGACGCCAUAUUCAUUAUCAACCAACUAAAAGAAAAAUCAAUCGAAUUCAAUACACCAGCAGGGGUGUGUUUACAUUAUUUCUUUUAACGGACGUGAGUCGAUCUCAGAACGAAGCCGCUUUGCGGUGGUUCCUGGAGUUCGGGUCUACUCUUGAUGCGUACCGACGAAAGGUUAGAAAGCAGGUCACGAAACUUGGCCAGGAGCAUUAUGUAUUAGACGAUUAG
Cylas formicarius (sweet potato weevil) is the source of this 441-nucleotide messenger RNA. RefSeq lists its product as uncharacterized. NCBI's taxonomy places the organism in Eukaryota, Metazoa, Arthropoda, Insecta, Coleoptera, Brentidae. The record is from RefSeq and is a predicted model, not a curated record. The transcript is spliced from 2 exons. The coding region runs from base 1 to 441 and encodes 146 amino acids.